CACUUCAUCACUCCAGAUCCAGGUCACCCCGGGGGCGGAGCUGCACUGUAGAGCCGCUUUGGACGCAUUUUUGGAUACGCAUCGCCUUCCUCGCGACACAGUCGUGAUCUGCCUGGUUCUCUGGAGGUUUCGUUGCUCUUCAGACUGAAAUUAGCCGAGAAAACAGAAAACAACCCUUUCCAUCACUCUGUUCACCAUGGGAGCGGAGAACUCGAAGAGCCAGGAGGAUGCGUCAACCUCAGCCUCCGCCGGGGAGCUGAGCGCGGAGGUGAAGCUGCUCCAGGAGGAAGGAGGCGCCCUUGACACCAAGGCUUUGCAGAAAAAUGGACAGAUCUCCAGCAUGAACAGCCUUAAUGGACACUUGGAGGACAACACCCUGUCAGAAGUUGGCCAGCCUGAUGCUGUGUCUCAAAAGGAGGAGGCUACUGAGAAUACAGUCAGCACCCAGGAGGAAGUGGCUCCUCAAGUGAAUGGCGAGAAGGUGGAGAAAGAGUCUCCUGAUGCCAACGACAUAUCUGCUGUUGAGGAGACAGCAGGGGAGGAGAAACCUGAUGAUGCCACUGAGGUUGGCUUCAAGAAGAUCUUCCGCUUUGUGGGCUUUAAGUUCACACUGAAGAAGGACAAGAGUGAGGAGAAAGACCCAGUGAAGCUGUUGAAUGUCAAAGAUAAAGAUGAAGAGAAGGUUAGUGAUGAACCUACAAAGGAAGAGGAGGAGGCUGUUGCUGCUGAGGAAAAGAGCACAGCUGAAGAGAAGGAGGCUGACACAGAGGCACCUACUCUUGAGGCAGGAGUUGCUGAAGACACAACUGACAAAGCUGAAACUACAGAUGCCCCAGCUGAAGAAUCUGCUGCUGAAAAUACUGAUGAAGCAGUCAAGGAAGAAGGAGCUGAGAAGGAAGCAGAGACCAGUCAGGAGACAACUCUGACCAUGUCACCCUUAAAAAAGCUCUUCAGUACAGGCCUCUUCUCUAACCUGAGAAAGAAGACCAGCAUUAAGAAGACAAGAGAUGAGGAAGACAAAGAGGCAGCUGCUGAGGAGAAGACAGAGGAAACUGCUGCAGAAGUGGAGGAAAAGGAGGUGACAGUUGAGGCAGAGCAACAAAUCAAGGAGGACGCAUCAGUUACUCCAGAGGAAGAAAAAUCAGAGGCAACUCCAGAGUCUGAAACCCCUGCUCUUACAGCAGCUAUCACUGAUGAGAGUAAACAGGAGGAGGAAAAAGUAGAAGCAAGCACUGAGGAGGAAAAGGCUCCUGCAGAGGUGACCUCUGAGGCCGAGCUGCUAUCAUCACAGGAGAAGGCAAAGCCCCAGGGUAGCCCCCUGAAGAAGCUCUUUACUGGUGCUGGCUUGAAGAAGCUCUCAACAAAGAAACAGAAGACCAAGAAAGACACUGAGAGCAAAUUGACUGAGUCUGGAGAGCAAGCAGCUGAGCAACUUCAGUCCUCCACUGAUUCUGCAGAGGCUCCUAAAGCUGAGAGUGGACCUUCAUCCCCAGAGGAGUCGGGAGAGCAUGUCAUUGCUGUGGAGGUGACCCAGAAUGAAUCAAGCCAAGAAGCUGACGCCGAAGUUACCUCUGAUGGAGAGAAGAAGAAAGAGGGAAUCAUUGCCUGGUCCUCCUUCAAGAGACUAGUGACACCCAAGAAGCUUGUGAAAAGGUCCUCUGAUAGUGAGGAUGAAGCCACAGGUGAGAAACCAGCAAAAUCAGCCACACUGUCCUCUUCUGAGAGUGCUGCAUUAACAGAUAAUAGUGUUGAGGAAGAAGCAAAGGAGGAAAAGCCAACAGAAGAAGAGCCAAAGACUGAAAACACUGAGAAACUGGUCAGUAGCACAGAGGAGCCUAAAAAGAAAAUGGACACAUCCGUCUCCUGGGAGGCCCUGAUGUGUAUGGGUGGAACCAAAAAGAGGACAAGAAGGACGUCUGAUUCUGAUGACGAGGAGACCAAGGUUGAAGAGGAGGCAGCUGCUGUAGAAACAGCUGUAGAAGAAGAACAGGAGGCAAAAACUGAGGCUGAUGCUGCCAACUCCCAAAACACAGAAAGUGAAGCCGAAGUUGUUUCCUCUCCUGAGCCUGUAAGCAGUCCCCCUGAGAGAGAAUCCACCUGGGACACACUGAAACGCAUGGUCAUGCCAAAGAAUAAGGCCAAAGUUGAGGAAAAGCCUGAGGAUAAUGGAAACCAAGUCCAGUCAGACAGUGAAGCACCAAAAGAUGAGUCAUCUUUCUCUCUGAGGAAGUUCUUCCCCGGACUCAGGAAGAGGAAGGUUGAAAAGCAAGACUCUACUGAACAAGGUGAAGAGGACUCUGACACUCCUGCUGUUGUUCCUCUCUCAGAGUAUGAUGAGCAAGUUGAGGCUACACAGGAAGCACCUGCAGAAUCAGCUCUAGUCGAGAGUACAGGGUCCUCUGAAGAUAGAGCCCCUUCAUGGAUCUCAGCCACCAUCGAAGAUGCUGAAAAUCAACAUGAUCAGCUAAGCGACAUCCCAGAAGAGGCAGAGAAUGCUGCCACGCCAAAGUCAGCUGACACUGAUCUUGCUGAUGAUGAAAUUCAGGACGAUGCUACAACCUCCCCUAGAGCUCUUGGUGGCAGGGGGCGAAGGCUGUCCACAGCUGAAGUAGCAUCUGUUGCUCCUGCUCCAGAUGCUGAAGCCACCCUUGUUCCUCCAAAAUCCAUAACUCAAUGUGCCACCGAGGUUAUGGAGGCUGCUGAGGUUCAUGUAAGUGAAAUUUCACCCCAGACAUCUGUGGCUGUUGAAGAUGUUCUAUUAAAUGUAGCUUCUGAAAAAAACGAGUUUGAGCCACAAACGGAGACUUCAGAGACGAAGACAAACACCAUCCUGCAGGUACAUGCUCGUGAUGAGGCAAUGGCUAUUUGUACUGGCCUAGGCACCAAAACGAUUGCCAAAGUAGCUCUGGAAAAGCCUGCAGUUCCCCUCAUUGAGGAUAUGGCUGUGGUCCGUGACGCAUUGAGCACAGAGGUUUUAGUGGAAGAGAUACCAGCAGGUCAAGAGCAAGCCACUGCUACAGAAGAUUUAUUGUUAAAGGCCCAAGUUCAGGAGGUAGCAACCACUGACCUUGAGCCUUGCGUUAAUUCAGUGGUUGAAAGUGUAGACAUUAAAACUGCCGCUGAGAGUCAGGAACCUGAGAUAGAGAACAUUGGAGUCAUUACAACUACUCUAGAGGAAUCUCUGGUCCUUCAGUCCACCACUGUGACUGAGAACUCCCCAAAAGCUGAAAUAAUCAAUCCAAUUACACCAACGUCUGAAACAGCUGUCUGCACCCAGAGUGUGGAAGUGUCUGAGCCAAAAGUCGAGACCAAGGAAUUGAAAAUGGACAUGGAACAGCUUGUUGCUGCCACGGAAGAAAAUGCACCCAUCAAAGAGGUUGUUCAGGUUGUAACUGAAGAGUUAGCCGUCACUGUAUGUGAAAAAGCAAAGGCCUCUAUCACAGAGGAGACUGAGCCAGAAAUCCCAGUGGUCUUGCCAAGUGAGGAGGUUCCUAUUAUCACACAAACAGUCAUUCUCACCUCACUCAGUCCUGAGUCUGACCAAGUGGCAGAAAUCAAGGAGGAGGCUAAAGUUGUAGACACUGUUAAGGUCACAACUGUUCAGGUCCUGGAGACAGAGAUCAGUGCAGUCAGUGAACAGGUGACAAGUGAUAUCGAGGCUCAAGGUGUGGUCAUAAUGGAUGCUGUGGAUAAAAUUUCAGACAUGCCUGAACCCGAAAAGCCUGCCACCCCAACAUUUACCAUCCCAGAACCAGUCCAGGCAGUAGCUAAAAUAGAGGAAGAGAUUGUGGUCCUGACCGAGAGCCCUCUUAUCACUGACACCCCUGUUACAGCCUUAUGUGAACAACCAGCACCGAAGUCACCUCGGCCACUUCAUGUUGCCACACAGGUUGUUGACACUUUGGCAAUAGAGGUCACGGAGAGCCUUGAUUCCCUUCAACAGGAAGAGGACAAGAAGGCCAUUGAUAUAAAAGUAAAUGAAGAAAUCGUUGUGUUGGAAGAAGUCAUGGAAUGUCAAACUGGUGAAGAGCUUGACGAGGUUGAGAAGGAGCAGCGCAAAGAGGAAGCAGAGAAUCAGGAACCAGAUGUAGAACAAGCAGCCAAGGAAGUGAAAACACAAGUAGAGGAAACAAAGCCUGAGGCUCCUUCAAAGAACAAAGAAUCAGAGAUCCACGUGCCAGCCCAGGUGGUCCUGCAGAUUGCACAGGUGGUUGAGGAAGCAUCAGUGGAAGAAGAGGCAAUUGAAGAGUUUGACAGCAAUGGUCCAGUGGAUAAAAACACCAGCGUGAAGGCAGAGGCAAGUGCAAACAAACUCGCAACACUGACAGAAGAAGCAUCAGAGGUCCCCAGUCAAGUCACAGAGGCAGCAGCAGCAGCAGCAGCAGCGAGCCAGCCAGAUACAGAGAAGACAUCAUCAGAAAAGUGUGCAGAGGUAAUGGCACAGGUGAUCGAAGUGAUAGAGGAGGCUGUGAAGGAGAUCGAGCCUGUGUCCACAGAGAUCAUAGCAGCAUCGUGAGCAGCUGAAGAUACAAGACUAGUGCCUGGGAGACACACACUGUCUGGACCAGGAAGUGAGUGAUAGUGGAGAGAGGCUGCUCUGUGGUAACAUGCUGAGACUGGGCCCCGCCCAUCCUGCUAAGAGAGACUGAGUCUGACUGAGCGACAACUGCUCCGCCAUUCUCCCCAAACCCCCUCCACCUGUACUCCCCGGCCCCAUCCUGCAGCCCCGUCACAACAACGUGACGCCCCACUGACAUGUCCUCACCCCCUCACCCACUCUCUCUCACACACACGCGCAUGUCCUAUGCCUCAGAAGCGUCCCAUCCAGCUUGUAAUCGGUGUGAUAUAUGUUCAGUGUCUCAGUGACUUUCCAUUGCCCUUGCUGCAUAAGGCGAGAGAAUCUGCAACCUGGUCGAGUGUGUGUGUCUGCAGGUGUGUGCGUGUGCGUGUGUGUGUGACUGUAUGUGUGUAGUAGCGAGUGUGAGAUUGUGUUAGAAGGUGAAGAGAUGGAGGAUUAUUAUCUUGUGUAUUGUAUUUAUAUCUUGAGUUUCAUUCACCCUAAAGUCUUUAUUCCCCCUCCCCCCACCACUCUAUUUUGUUAUUGUAUGGACAGUGUUACCUAUUUUUAAAAACAUAUAAAGCUGUGAAACAUUAGGUGUUCUUUUCAGCAACACGAUCGUGAAUAGAGAAAUGUCUAUUCGAGCGAAAUUUACCAAAACAAAUGUGAAACUGUUGCAUAAAAGUGUCUUGUGUAUCACAGCUUUCUUUUCUGUCAUAUUCAAAGAUUAUUUCAAGUAUCUGUAGCAAUUACAACUAUACCAUGGUACAAGUGUGAUUCCUCUGACAGUAAAGUGACGACACUGACUUUUGGCACAUUCUUUUUGUCACAGUGUGUCCAUAAUUCUGCACCCUAUCAAAAAUACAUGAUAAGCUCCAUUUAGAUGAGAAGCAACCACUGCCUGAUUCACUGUGAAAUAAACUGUUACACAUUGUUCCAUGUAAUAAUAAUAAUAAUAAUACAAUAAAAUACUAUUAUAAGACCAUCACUUGGCAGAGAUCAUGUGUACAGAAUACACGUUUAACACUGGACGAGUCAAACUGAGGAGACGCAUGCAUCUAAGGAAUGAUCACAAAGUAAAUCAUGUUACUAUAAGACAUAUAUAUUUCAGUGUACAUUUCCUGAUGAAAAGAAAGUGUGAUGAUGCCCCCUGUUGCCUACAAAAAGUAAUACACCCUUAAUUCUUCUGUCAUUUGACUUCAUCUGUAUGUUUUAACUAGAGUGACAGCAUCUGAGAACUGCACUUUUUUUCAUGUCCUUCACCAGUCCUUGACGGCUCGUUUCACCAAACAGGCACAAGGCACAGUGUAGACUCACUUAGUUAUAGAUGCAGAGAGACUGCAUUGUACCAUAAAUAACAGCAAGAGUUACUCUUGAUUUAAAAGCCAAAUAGAGUUGAGAUCAAUCAGGGAGUCACAGUAUUUUCAUUGCUCACAUGAUUGAUUGUGUUGUUUGAUUUGUUGGCAUUCACUCGGCUUCUGUGACACACCAAACAAACCUAAAGAAGGGGAUGUUUCGGGAUGAAAGGAAAGCUGAAAAAUGCCAUGGUUCUGUUUUAGCACAUAAAAAAAAUGACAAUGGAAUAUAUUUGCAUUCUCUUAUUUCCCUGCCAAAUUUGACAAAGUUGCACUGUCAAUCUUAAAAAGAUGUCUUGAGAAUUAAUGGUGAGUGCUUCUUAAAUCCAUUGACUUUAAUUUGAUCACCCAUUUUUCCACUUCAGUAUUGUGACAAGCGAGAGAAAGGAUCAGGGAAGUACCGGCACCAUGUUAGUCAUCACUUCCUUUUACUUGUGACUCCAGAGGGUUUAUACACACCCACGACUGGUGUUUUAUGUAUAAUAAUUGAUUUGAAAGAACGACAGAGUGAACUAAUGAGGGCACUCGCUACCACCUUGAGUUCCCCCCAUGCUUUUUGUAACACUUAACUGUGAACAUGUUAACAUUUGUACAGAUUGUAUACCAUACUGUGUAACCAUAUUGUUGUAAUAUUAACUAAUAAUCUGCAGACAUUCAGCAUAAUAUUCAUGUAGCAUGGUCUUAAUUGUCUUUUAUAUUUUCCAAGCUGUUAAUAGUAAGGAUACAGAAACUUAUCUAUAUUUCAAUCAAUAAAGGUAGAGAAAACCAA
Solea senegalensis (Senegalese sole) is the source of this 6682-nucleotide messenger RNA. RefSeq names its product A kinase (PRKA) anchor protein 12b (gene akap12b). The coding region runs from base 197 to 4516 and encodes 1439 amino acids. Gene Ontology annotation, cellular component: cytoplasm. The record is from RefSeq and is a predicted model, not a curated record. Gene Ontology annotation, biological process: signal transduction; regulation of protein kinase C signaling. Lineage: Eukaryota; Metazoa; Chordata; Actinopteri; Pleuronectiformes; Soleidae. Gene Ontology annotation, molecular function: calmodulin binding; protein kinase A binding. The transcript has 4 exons.